GUAACAGUGAUUCUGGUGGUGAUAAGCGUGGUGUGGAUUCCAAUCCUGCAGUCGGCCAAUAGCGGACAGCUCUACGUUUACAUCCAAUCAGUGACCAGUUACCUGGCUCCACCCGUUACCGCUGUCUUCUCAUUGGCUAUCUUCUGGACCAGAACCAACGAGCAGGGUGCAUUCUGGGGUCUGAUGGUGGGGCUGGUGGUCGGUGUGUGUCGGAUGGUUCUAGAAUUUGCAUUCCCGCCUCCUCGCUGUGGUAUCCAAGACGACGCCCCGUCAGUGCUGCGCUCCGUUCACUACCUUCACUUCGCCAUCAUCCUCUGCUUCCUGUCUGCUGCCGUUGUCAUGGUGAUAUCACUGCUGACUCCGCCCCCCACUGAAGAGCAGGUGCGUAACCUGACGUGGUGGACUUUGACUCAGGAGGAAGAGGGAGAAAUACCACUCCAGAAAGUCUCCUCUAUCAGCCACCGAGAGCAGAGACCCCAGUUCCACGGUUCUGCUCCGGUGCGGAGGGCGGUCUGCGGCCGCGGGGCGGGGCUCUGCAGCUCAGCAGAGGGGCCAGCAGAGGAGGUUCCGUUACCCAGAAUCCCCAGCGUUAGAGAGAGUGUGUUUUGGUCUCGCUUCUGCUGCGUCAAUGCCAUUCUGCUGAUCUGUGUUAAUAUAUUCCUCUACGCUUACUUCGCCUGACCUCUGACCUCUAACUGCUGUCCCAGUAGGAUACUUCCUGUGGGUGUUUCCAUCUCUACGUAAAUCAAUGUUCUUAUGGUUCUAGAAGAUGUAUCGUUCUAGAAUGUUACGGACCUGUGAUGUCACAGUGGGUAGGGUCCUAUUUAGUGUAUUGUAUAUGGACCUCUGAUUGGUCAAUAUUGUGUCCUUGUGUAAAUGAGAUUCAUGAAUAAACACGUGGCCACGUCUUGUAAUCUA
Molecule: messenger RNA, 918 nt
Organism: Oncorhynchus tshawytscha (Chinook salmon)
Lineage: Eukaryota; Metazoa; Chordata; Actinopteri; Salmoniformes; Salmonidae
Product: sodium/glucose cotransporter 5-like
Exons: 4
Coding region: 184-681 (165 amino acids)
Cellular component (GO): plasma membrane
Molecular function (GO): D-glucose:sodium symporter activity
Source: RefSeq, a predicted model, not a curated record